Messenger RNA from Colletotrichum lupini, 2658 nucleotides. RefSeq lists its product as uncharacterized. The coding region runs from base 1 to 2658 and encodes 885 amino acids. Lineage: Eukaryota; Fungi; Ascomycota; Sordariomycetes; Glomerellales; Glomerellaceae. The record is from RefSeq and is a predicted model, not a curated record. The transcript is spliced from 17 exons.
AUGGCAGGGGAAAUGAUGAAGAAGAGGAGCCCGUUUGGUGUCGUCCUGUCCCGUUUAGAUCGCCCGAGUCCAGGUAAGGCCGGUUGGUUGUUUCCACCUCAGCCCGGUACCUCUGUUACACAGCAGAGGGUGAGGGGGAGAACAAGUUCCAGACGUGCAGCUCUGCUGUUCCAGCCAAGGCAGCUGCAGAUGCAAGCUCUUAGGAGGCAGGCAGAAAGAGAGAAGGCGAUGUUCGAUGUUCCUCCUCAUAUCUUGCCCUUCCUUCCUGUCAGCACCAUUGAGGAAAGAGCAUCUGCCAUCAACCAGUACCCAAGGGAAGAGGCUUACUUACCACUCACAUUUCAUAGCUCACGGACGCAUGAUCUUAUGCCUCGCGGUGACCUGUGUUUCUUGGGUUUUGUUCGCAUCUCACUCCCCGUUCUUCAGACCCUUCCCUCAGUAUCAAGGGUCACUCUUUGCAAAGACCUGAAUGUGCCGCCUCAUUCUUCACGGCAAAGACAACCAUCAACCCUCCUCCAUAGUCCCCAUCACACUCCCUUUAAUCCUCGACAUGCCGGGGCGUCGCCGCGUCGCCCCCAACUGUACGGUUGCCCCCUGCACCUGUCGCUCAAGCCGUUCCGGAUUGACAACAGGGAUCCUGGGACAUGGAUCAAGACUGCUGUGUGCGGAGUACAGAGUCACGGAGUGUUGUCUCUUGUCUCCUCGCCUCUGCCCCUCCCCUCCCUGCUUACCUCACCGCGAUGCGCAUCCACGGUGUACGUACACCUUCACUGCGUGCUGAGCACCAAGUUGCCCAACGUUCCCCCCUCAAAACAUCUAGGUUUGUUUCAGGAACACCAAUGGGAAAGCAAGCUCGGGGCUAGCUAUCCACGUCACUCCUUGCCAUCCAACCUGGGAAGUCACCGUAGGUCCACUGAUGACUGGACACCUGCAACAUGCACCGCACCGCACCGCACCGCACUGCUCUGCACCACUUGCUCACGCGCUGGCAGCCCGGACCUCAUGCCGAGCGACAUCUCCGGUACACCUGUCUCAAGGUUCUUUCCCUCACACCUCACUGCACCGCACGAUACGCAACAUGUGUUCGUACCUGCACCAACAUCGGCAAGAGAGGGGCCAGCGGAAGAGCCGCGGCCAACUUCUCCGCCUCUGUUCGCCGUCCCAGAGGAAGCUCCGAGCUCGACAUUUGACGCCGUUACAACUGCCCGUGACGCUGUCCCUUCCACCUCUUCUUCUUCUUCUCAGUCUCCUCUCUCCCCAAGGCGUUUCCCCGCACCGCCACCUCUCAGACUCCUCCAUCCCUCUGGCCUAUCCUACUCCUGCGUAGACACUGGGCACGACGGUGUCAAACACUCCAACGGCACUCUUCACCCUAUCUGCAAAGAAGAGCAAGUAACGAACACCAUGACCAGCCGUGCUUUCCUACACGGCAUACCUACCUUACGUGGCACCAUCUCCUCCUCAUCGCACGUGUCAACCCGUCUAGGCCGUCCAUCCCCGUAUCUUCUCCUAACUCAAAAUACGCUGAAUGACCGCCCGGCACGCCAACAUGGGAAAAGCUCAGCGGCGAAACAUUUCUUCUCCGAGGACUACGUUCACUCAUACUUUCUCAUCUUCUUACCUCUUUCGCACUUCAGAAUCGCAGAUAGCGAUGCAAGACAAAUCUCCUUGGAAUGCCUUUCGACCAUCACCGGCGACGGGCGCGCCUCGUCUCAGGCCAAGUCACGUCCGGUCCCAGAAACCACAAUGCCGCCCAAAUCCGCUACAGCUGGAAUAAUACCACAUAUCCAAACAUGUUUACCCAGCUAUAGAUCGACCUGUAAUCCAAAGCAAACCCACCCAGAAAAGACGAAGAAGCACUCUUCCUCCGCGCUGCCAGCCCAUAGGAGACGAAAGAGCGCGCACCCUCUCACAUUCCCCCGUAUCCAAGCCAAGCUAGCCUUCCCUCGCAGCCUCAUCUAUUCCUACUUCUUUCCUCUCCAGCGACGCGGUGGCCCGUCCGGCGGUUACAUCAACAUACGGAACCAGAGGAGUAGAAAAGACCCUGGGAAGGAUGAACCGCGUCGGGUCCACUCCGAAACUGCCAUGGGGGAGAAACACGGUGACGGUACCCUGCCCAGGGUCCCAGUCUCCGGUUCCCACGGCGCGUCCUCGUUUUCUCAGACAUUCAUCCUCCUCAGAGUACAGCGGCGCGGCGGCAGCUCAGCUCGUCCUGUUCCAAUCUCUCCCUUUUCCAUGCUGCUGCCCGUUCUCAUCGCGACCUGGUCAGAGAUUGUCGUUCCCGUACCCGGAAGCUCAGCCAAGACCCAGGCGAGCAUCAAACAAGACGGUAAACAAUUUGGAUCCUGUAAUGUCAUUUCCUUCCAGUGCCACCCGGUAAUUGCAAGCGAAUCGCCGCAUUUGCCGUCGUCGAAGACGCGCCAGUUCACAUUACGAGAAUUGCACAAAUCAGGAGAACAUCGCAUGAACAGUGAAAGGCUCCCAUCCCCCCCAACCACGCGUCGCGCUCGAUCAAAAGCAACCGCAACAUAUAGAAAAGACCAUCAAGACAAAAAACAAAGACAACAAGACAACGCAGUUGCGUUUUCCCCCCCAGGUUGGUUUCCCACAACGCUUCCCGGCCCAUUGCCCUUUCCCAUUGUGCGGAGAGCCGAGUAG